This is a messenger RNA of Engraulis encrasicolus (European anchovy), 1005 nucleotides long. Its product is annotated as trace amine-associated receptor 13c-like. NCBI's taxonomy places the organism in Eukaryota, Metazoa, Chordata, Actinopteri, Clupeiformes, Engraulidae. Gene Ontology annotation, cellular component: membrane. Gene Ontology annotation, molecular function: trace-amine receptor activity. Bases 1 to 1005 code for a protein of 334 amino acids. The transcript has a single exon. Gene Ontology annotation, biological process: G protein-coupled receptor signaling pathway. The record is from RefSeq and is a predicted model, not a curated record.
AUGACUUUGGAUGACGUCAACAUUUCUAACAGUUGUCUGCUUCCCACCAACUCCAGCUGUCCCAAAACAUACCUGCCGGUGGACUAUGUAUUGUUCUGUAUUACCACAUGCGUUGUGAUAUUUACCCUGUGUGGGAAUCUCACCAUAGUAAUUGCUAUCUGUCAUUUCAAGCAACUCCACACACCUACGAAUGCCCUCAUCCUGUCUCUGGCUGCUACAGACGCUAUUGUGGGUUUAUUUGUGAUGCCAAUACAUGCAUUGAAAAUGCUUGAUUCCUGUACAGUUCUUGCACCAAACUUUUGUUUCGUUUUCUUGUCUAUUGUAUGCUAUUUCCCUUCUGUCUCUGUGUUCAACAUUUUGCUGAUUGCUGUAGACAGACACCUUGCCCUGAGCCGGCCUUUUCUGUACUCCAAGGUAAUUACACUGUUUUUAGCACGUAAGGUGAUCUUAUUUUUAUGGAUUGCAUUGCUGUUUUACAAUUAUGCCCUUUUAUACUUUAAUGGAAACUUCCAAAGAAAAUGCCCCGGUCCUUGUUUUCCUUAUGUAGGUGAAGUGUGGGCAUUUGUUGACAUGAUGCUAGUGUUUCUUUUCCCAUGUGCUACUAUUAUUAUCCUGUACCUAAAGGUGUUUUUCAUUGCAAGACGACAUGCAGUCAAAAUCAGAGAGGUGUUCAUGGACAAAAAAAGACUGUAUGUGAAGAGCUGUGAUAGCAGCCCGAUGGCCCUGGAGAUUAAGACGGCCAGGGUCCUUGGCAUUAUUGUAUCAGCGUUUUUGAUGUGCCUAAUCCCCUAUUAUGUUAUCUCAAUGCAGGUGGAUACGCUAAAAGAAGCAUCUGUCGUUUCAAUGAACACCGCGUCAGCUUUUUUUAUGUUAAACUCUGCGUUUAACCCCAUAAUUUAUGCCCUGUCAUAUUCUUGGUUUCGAAAAAGCCUUAAACUGAUUUUUACAUUCAAAAUAUGCUCGCCCGAUUCCUCAUUGAUGAAUAUACACUCCAAGGAUGUUUGA